This is a messenger RNA of Hepatospora eriocheir, 180 nucleotides long. The record is from the annotation of a GenBank genome assembly. Lineage: Eukaryota; Fungi; Microsporidia; Hepatosporidae.
AUGUAUUAUGAUGAUUUAAUUAUUUCAUGUUCUAAAGACAAAAUGAUUAGAAUGUUUAAAGUGUCAAAGAAUAAAGUUAUAAGUGAUUUAUCAGUUGAUGAUGAAAUUUAUGAUUUUGACUAUUCUUUUAAUUUAUUAAUUACCGGUUUAAAAAAUUCUAAAGUUAAUUUCUUUUAUUAA